Molecule: messenger RNA, 689 nt
Organism: Mytilinidion resinicola
Lineage: Eukaryota; Fungi; Ascomycota; Dothideomycetes; Mytilinidiales; Mytilinidiaceae
Product: bola-like protein
Exons: 1
Coding region: 250-414 (54 amino acids)
Biological process (GO): intracellular iron ion homeostasis
Cellular component (GO): nucleus; cytosol
Molecular function (GO): 2 iron, 2 sulfur cluster binding
Source: RefSeq, a predicted model, not a curated record
CUUCGACGACCGACGAGCCUGCUGAGAUGCAGCGCAUCACACCAGAGGUGCUAAAGAGCAAGUUGAUUGAGAAGCUAGAGGCUACGCACGUGGAAAUUGAUGAUAAAGGUACUAUAUUUGAUUGUGGAAGAUGAGGGUGUUAUGUCGUCCUUUUAUUAAGUAUCUGUUAAACAUAUCUAUGGGCCCACAGGUUCCUCCCAGAUUGUUCAGCCGCUAACCGCAAAUGCCAAUCUAGACGGAUGUGGACAAAUGAUUGAAGCUAUCAUUGUCUCGCCACAGUUCACGAAGAAGACGACGCUGGCAAGGCACCGACUUGUGAAUGCCGCGCUGAAGGAGGAGAUUGCUGCGAUACACGCAUGGUCACCCAAGUGUCAUACGCCUGAGGAGUGGGAGAAGAAGAAACCGCAGACUUGAGCAUUUUGCGGACACGGUUCGAAUUACUCAGCAGACGUGAGGUCUCAUUUGGCUAUCCGGAGUCGCAUUCACUAGGGACAAUUUGAAGUAUGAACCAAAUAGGGGUGCAUUCUACCUUACAAGCUUCGUGCGAUGGCUUCAAGAAGAAACGUCGUCCAGCCUAUUCCUUCUAGCUUAGAAGAACCCGAAUUUCAUCGCUCGUGCGAGGGAAAAUAUCCCUUAGCCUCACCACUGCCUGAUCUUCCGAUUCACUUUCGUCAUCCAGCAACUCAUCC